CUAGAGAACAACUUCACACACCCGCACAUUUCUCUGCGACCUGUUAUCUGAGUUGUGAGUAAAAGAGAGUCAUAAUAAGCGGAUCAACUCCUCAGAAGCUAGAGAAGGAGUAUGUCGGAGUGUUGUAACUAGAAUAGAAGGACUGGUUCUCUAUGCCGGAUGAUGCAAGAUUGUCGGGGACUGCCCUGACUCCAGAUGGUCGGCUAUUUACGAACAAGACAGGAUGAAAACUCAGUGCGCCGGAGAAACCUGAUGACAGCAACCCCGACCGCCAGAGAAGAAGAGCCUCUCGCCAUGCCGCCAAUCGCCUGAGGGUCUGCCGCCGUGUAUUGCCGGAGGGGGAAAACCAUCUGGGCUAGCUUCCGUCACCGAAGAGAGUGCCGCCGAUCUCCCUGCGUCAGAACUGUUUUACGAAGAAGACGUCGACUCCCAGCAUAGGAAUUGAGGAUCAUAUUGAAGUGACUUCGAGAGCUUCCGCUAGAACACAUAGACUAAAGUGAUCGAGUAAUUUAUUUUAGUCUUAAUUUUAAAGAAUUGUAGUUGAACAAUUAAAUAUGGAAAAUUUUAAUUGUUGGUGGUGGAUAGCCUGUGCACCCGGUUAUGUGAGAGCCGAGUGUGGCGGUAACGCCCCUGUUUUCCUUUGAAUUUUCCGCUGCAUAAUUUUGAUAAAUCAUUAUCUAAAUAUAUUUUUGGGUGGGAAAUUUGGGGGUGUUACAAUACUGCACUGAACAGUUCAUUCUUGUGGUCACAUUGUAUCGUAGCGAGGCUUACUAAAAACAUGAGGCUCGCAAGGAUGCUCGGCCAGCCGGUUGGAGCAACUAUCCAAUCUUUUGCGGAGUGGAUUUUGAAGAUUGGUGACGGAGCUUUUGCUGAAUAUCAAGAUGGAGAAUCACUCAUUGAUAUACCAUACGAAAUAAUCACUCCAAUGACGUCUGAACCUGUUGAAUAUAUAAUUCAAGCUAUUUAUCCUAAUUUCUUAACCCAGAGUGAUCCGAUUAAUUAUCUUUAUUCCAGAGCUAUUCUUGCUCCGACCAUAGAUGAGGUUGAUAAAGUUAACGAUUACAUGUUGAGCCAUAUAGAUUCAGAGUUAAAGACGUACCUAAGCUCAGAUUCAGCUUCUUCAUCUGACUCAGAUAGUAAUGAUUUCUUGCAUGAGAUACAUUCUACUGUAUUUCUUAAUAAUAUCAAAUGUUCUGGUUUGCUGAGUGAUGAGCUGAAGCUGAAAGUUGGAGUUCCUGUGAUGCUUAUGAGGAAUAUAAAUCACUCAUCUAGAUUGUGCAAUGGCACAUGGCUUCAGGUCACUAAACUUGGAGAUCAUAUUAUUGAGGCUCUGAUGAUGCAUGGAGAAAAUGCCGGUGAAAAGUUUCUUAUUCUCCGCCUUACUUUGACUCCAUCGGACAUUAGUCUCCCAUUCACUUUUCAACAUAGACAAUUUCCGUUAAUGGUUAGCUAUGCAAUGACCAUUAAUAAGAAACAUGGACAGUCAUUGGAAAACGUUGGCAUCUUCCUCCGUCAGCCUGUUUUUACACAUGGACAGUUUUUCGUGACGGCCUCGAGAGUAACAAGUCCGUCUGGAUUAAAGUUUGUUAUAUGUGUCGAAGAAGGGAAACCAAUGAAGUCAGCAUUGAAUUUAAUAUACAAAGAAGUUUAUCCUCCCAUCGUACCGCCCGAUCGGUGUUGGGGGACCUCAAGGAUGGCAUGUUAUCCUUUUUUUACAAAGAAGUUUAUACUAAUUUAUAGUUCCCUUGCUUUACAUACAUGCAUACUCAUUGCUACGUAUAUCGCAUCAUGAUUUGUACUUAACUUUGAGCAUUAUUUUUUUAAUUUCGUAUUAAAUAUGAAACUUAUUUUA
Messenger RNA from Cuscuta epithymum, 1852 nucleotides. The record is from the annotation of a GenBank genome assembly. Lineage: Eukaryota; Viridiplantae; Streptophyta; Magnoliopsida; Solanales; Convolvulaceae.